AUGGGCCGCGUUAUCCGAGCACAGAGGAAAUGUGGUGGAAUUUUUAGAGCUCAUCAAAGACUAAGAAAAGGUGCAGCAAAACAUCGAGUUUUGGAUUAUACAGAAAAGCAUGGAUACUGCCGUGGCAUUGUGAAAGAGAUUAUUCAUGAUCCUGGACGAGGAGCACCUUUAGCUAAAGUUGUCUUUCGAGAUCCAUAUAGAUACAAAAAAUGUGUAGAAACCUUUAUUGCCAAUGAAGGAAUGUAUUCAGGGCAAUUUAUAUAUGUUGGGAAGAAGGCAUCUUUAUCAAUUGGAAAUGUUCUUCCUCUAGGGAACAUGCCUGAAGGAACAAUAGUUAGUAAUGUUGAAGAAAAAACAGGAGAUCGAGGUGCAUUAGGACGGGCUUCAGGAAACUAUGUUAUUGUAAUUGGGCAUGACCCUGAUAAUGGGAAAACCCGUAUAAAGCUACCUUCAGGUGCAAAAAAAGUAGUUAGUUCUUCAUGCCGUGGUAUGAUUGGUGUUGUUGCAGGAGGAGGACGAAUUGAUAAACCAUUGCUUAAAGCUGGGAGGGCAUAUCAUAAAUAUAGAGUAAAGAGGAAUUGCUGGCCUAGAACAAGAGGUGUAGCAAUGAAUCCUGUUGAUCAUCCUUUUGGUGGUGGUAAUCAUCAACAUAUUGGGCAUGCAUCUACUGUAUCUCGUCAAGCACCGGCUGGUCAAAAAGUGGGUCUUAUUGCUGCCAGACGUACGGGUUUGCUACGUGGAAAUAUUAGGAAAAAAGAGCCAUGA
Pneumocystis jirovecii RU7 is the source of this 765-nucleotide messenger RNA. Its product is annotated as 60S ribosomal protein L2. Gene Ontology annotation, molecular function: structural constituent of ribosome; RNA binding. Lineage: Eukaryota; Fungi; Ascomycota; Pneumocystomycetes; Pneumocystales; Pneumocystaceae. Bases 1 to 765 code for a protein of 254 amino acids. Gene Ontology annotation, cellular component: cytosolic large ribosomal subunit; ribosome. The record is from RefSeq and is a predicted model, not a curated record. Gene Ontology annotation, biological process: cytoplasmic translation. The transcript has 4 exons.